CCACGUUCAAACAUUGAUCUUCCCAAGGCCAACUCAGACAAGGGCGGUGUGAUCACGAGCAGUAUUUGAGCCUUUUAUUGCACGUGCUAUCGUCUUAUCGUCAUUCGAGAUUUUGUUUCGAGAUUCAUAUUUCUACCAUUACGUCCCAGAACUCGUUCCGAAACGCCCAACUUCCUGCCCCUCGUUCCAACCUUGAAAGAUCGUGUUCCUUGUAAACCACCCCCACCAACCCAAAAGAUGUUCAAGUGGGCUCAGAAGCAGCUGGCCGAUGUGGCCGGCACCAAGGAGCCCAUCUAUGGGCCCUCCGCAAUUCGCUCCGUGGCCGAGCAGGCGAAGGAAACCCCCUAUACCGAGCUGACGAGAGACGACAUGAAGUGGUUCAGCAUUAAUUCGACGAGCGUGGAGACCUUCACCUUCUACCUGAUGGCCGACAGCGGCCACGCGGCUUUUGUCCAGGUCAUCUAUAGUAACGUGGCCAACAUCCGCACGACUGUCCAGUUCAACUCUAAGAUCUUCUACCCGGAGACCUCCAAGGAACCCCUCUGGUGCUCUACGCAGCUCAAGGACGUCGACUUCAGCGAGGACCGGUGCAACUUCUACGCGCAAGACUGCGCCAUCGAGCUGUCCGCGGAUGGGGAAUCCUACACGAUCAAGUCAAUGAACGAUGCCAGGUCUGUGGUCAACAUAACCGUGAGAAAGACGGCCCCAGGGUUUGUCUGCGGCAAGGACGGCAAGACGCUGUAUGGCACAGAUCUCGAGAACCCGUGGGGGACGAUGCGCCAUGCCUUCUGGCCGCGCUGCGUUGCUGAGGGCACGAUCGCCACACCCGAUGGACCCUUAGACUACAAGGGCAAGGCCCUCUUUAUUCACGCGCUGCAGGGCAUGAAGCCGCACCAUGCGGCGGCGAAAUGGAGCUACGCCAACUUCCAGGGCAAGAAUCUGUCUGCGGUGCUAAUGGAAUACACGACCCCUCCAUCAUACGGCUCGACCGUGGUCAGCGUGGGUGGGAUUGUCAAGGAUGGAGAGAUCAUCUCUGGAGGCUGCACCAACAAGGCCACCCAUACCAGGACUAAGCAGGACGACAGUAACUCGUGGCCGGAGCCUGAGGCUGUCAAGUUUGAGUGGACCGGGACCACCAAAGACGGUCAGCCGGUGGAGGCGGUGAUCGAGACGGAGCUGGAGGACAGGCUUGACAGGAUCGACGUCAUGGCCGAGGUCCCCGGAUUCGUCAAGCAGAUCGUUGCUGGAGCCGCCGGUACGAAGCCAUAUAUUUACCAGUUCAUGCCGAAGAAUCACAAGGUAAUUCUAAAGCUGAAGACUGGAGACGACGAGACGGUGGAGGAAGGUACGCUGUUCAGUGAGGCCACUUUCAUCUCGGAAUAGAAAACAAGACGACAAAACGGGUCCCUGAUAGAAAGGAAACGAUACGAUCUCAAUAUCAACCAUGGGAUUCAAUUUUUGGAAAAGAAAGACAUGGUACAUAUACAGGAGAUGCACUAUGGCGUUGGAGGAUGAGGGACUAUUUUGUAUCGAGGGGCAUGCUUUGUCCCUCUCUCGAUCUGAAGCUGGCGUGAGUAUAUGGCAUCGUCUUGAGUAUAGAGACUUUGUAAUUCCCAACUUGGUGUAAUUAAUAAGCUUCUUGAGCCUUUAUUGUGCAUAAUCUGUGGUUGGACCCUCUGAUCUCCAAAUGGAGAGGUUCACUGAUCCCUG
This is a messenger RNA of Cryphonectria parasitica EP155, 1710 nucleotides long. Its product is annotated as survival factor 1. The record is from RefSeq and is a predicted model, not a curated record. Gene Ontology annotation, cellular component: cytoplasm. Gene Ontology annotation, biological process: response to oxidative stress. The coding region runs from base 238 to 1383 and encodes 381 amino acids. The transcript is spliced from 4 exons. NCBI's taxonomy places the organism in Eukaryota, Fungi, Ascomycota, Sordariomycetes, Diaporthales, Cryphonectriaceae.